Molecule: messenger RNA, 1676 nt
Organism: Stylophora pistillata
Lineage: Eukaryota; Metazoa; Cnidaria; Anthozoa; Scleractinia; Pocilloporidae
Product: nuclear pore complex protein Nup50
Biological process (GO): protein import into nucleus
Cellular component (GO): nuclear pore
Source: RefSeq, a predicted model, not a curated record
UGUGGUGCCCACCAAAAUGGCGAAGAGAGGCGCGGAUAAAGAGCUUACUCAAGAUAACUGGGACCAAGAAGAGGAUGAAGAAGAAGUUGGUCAUUUCAAAGUUGCAACUUCUGAGGAUUUGAGCAAAAGAAAAAUAAUCAAGGCUAAACGACGUGUGAACACCACAGAUAGUCAGGGUGGAGGGGUUUUCCAAGGAUUCUCUGGUUUUGGCAGUUUAAAUAACAAUGCUACAGCUUUUGGAACAAGCACACCCUCCACCAAACCGCUGGCAGGAUUCUUCAGUCUGGCAUCAGGUCCCAAAAACAUGUUCAAUGGUUUAAACAAGCCAACAACUGAAGCUUCAUCCAGCAAUGAAAAUGGCUUCAAAUCUAAUUCAUCCAAGGAGUCAAAAGCUCAGGGGAGCUCUUAUGAGGAUAAUCUUAAGGCCCUCAAUGAAAGCGUUGUCGCCUGGAUUCAAAAGCACAUUACCACAAAUCCUUAUGUUGAUUUAUCUCCAAUUUUUGAUGAUUAUAAGCAACACAUGAAGAACAUUGACUCAAAGUUUUCAAAUUCAACAACAGCUGUGGCAAAUUCAUCAUCAACUAAAUCAGUGACAUUCAGCACAUCCUCUCAACCUGCAACAAGUUCAUUUUCAUUAUUUAGUACUCCUCCCUCCCAAACAUCACUGGAAACACAAGAAGACAAUGUAAAGCCUUUAAAUACAGAAGCUCCAAGCUCAGAGACAAGUGGUGCAGAGAGUCAGCCUGGAACAUCAGGAGAAGAAAAUGCUGAGGAGGAAGUUCCUAAACCAAAAAGUGUUGUGGUGGCUGAAGAAGGAGCUUUUCAUUCCAUCAGGUGCAAACUAUUUUUUAAGCGUGGAUCAUCUUGGGUUGAACUGGGAAUUGGAAUGCUGAACUUGAAGAAACUUGAAGGAAAAACUCAAGUGCUGGUGCGGAAUGAUACAGCUCUUGGGAAAAUUGUGUUGAACGUCUAUCUGGCAGAAAACACACCCAUUACUAGAUCAGGAAAGAACAAUCUAAUGUUAUUAUCAGUUCCAAAUCCUCCACUCUUCUCUAAGCCUGCUGAAGGAGACAACAGCAAACCAGCAACAUAUUUAAUUAGAGUAAAAACGAGUGAAGAUGCAGAUGAACUUUUCAAACAAAUGGAGACAAACAAAACUGAAGUAAAUUAACAAGGCGUAUUUUUUUUUACAGUGUUAAAAGCUAUUGUAAACUUUUAAAACAUUUUAAGUACACUUGGCUUAGCUAGAUGAGUGCCUUAGGCAAGAGCUUGUCUUAAGUUGCAGAACAGGAUGUAAAUGAAAUUGUUAAUUUUAAAGGGAGUCACAAUGGAGAGCAAAAAUGAAACUUAAGUAUCUUCUCAUUUAUUUUGAGUAACCUACAGUCAAUUUCACUUUCCAGUUUUUUUUAAUCAUCAAUAUUUAGAAAACAUACUAUAAUUAUUGGUGUAAGUACUUAGUGUCUGAGCAAGCUACCAUUUUAUUUAAAAUUUUACUUCUUUGCUGUGCAUUAAUUUGAGCGCAUUUAAAAGUGCCUUUAUUUUGUUUUCAUGUAAGUGAACCUGAUGAAGUUGUUGAAAAGAAUCUUUUAUAGUCCAAGCACAUUUUCAUUAACAUGUUAAUUUCAUCCUCCUUGAAGUAUGUAUUUUAAUUAAGAAUAAACUGAGCAUUUUGAUGA